This is a messenger RNA of Penicillium antarcticum, 1305 nucleotides long. RefSeq lists its product as uncharacterized. Gene Ontology annotation, cellular component: cytoplasm. The transcript is spliced from 4 exons. The record is from RefSeq and is a predicted model, not a curated record. Gene Ontology annotation, molecular function: protein binding. Lineage: Eukaryota; Fungi; Ascomycota; Eurotiomycetes; Eurotiales; Aspergillaceae. The coding region runs from base 1 to 1305 and encodes 434 amino acids.
AUGCACAUGAACAAGAGAAUCGGUCGCUUCAAGCAAUGGGCUGGAGAGCGCAUGGGCGGAGAGGCCAAGACAUGCCAAUCUGAUGAUUUCAAGGCCAUGGAGACGGAGAUGGGCGUGCGACAUGAAGGCGUUGAUCGCAUUCACAAGUCCAUGACCGCCUAUGUCAAGGCCAUCUCCAAGCGCAAUGAGGGGGACGAUAAGGAGAAGACCCUCCCGAUCGCGCACCUAGGCAGCAGCAUGGUUUCCCAUGGCGAGGACUUUGACGCCAACUCCGAAUACGGGCAGAGCCUGAUCAUGUUUGGACGGACGGAGGAGCGUAUCGCGCGCAUCCAAGAGCAGUACAUUGCGCAGGCGACAUCGAGCUGGCUCGAGUCCUUGGAACGAUCCCUGACCCAGAUGAAGGACUAUCAGCAAGCUCGCAAGAAGCUCGAUAGCCGACGACUGGCAUACGAUACUUCUCUUGCUAAGAUGGAGAAAGCCAAGAAAGAGGACUUCCGCGUGGAGGAGGAACUCCGCUCCCAGAAAGUGAAAUACGAAGAAGCCAACGAGGAUGUCUUGCGGCGCAUGCAGGAUGUGAAGGAGGCCGAGGUUGAUAAUGUCAUGGACAUGGGAACCUUCCUCGACGCCCAACUCGAGUACCAUGAACGGUCUCGGGAGGCGCUCCUCCAGUUGAAGCAGGAAUGGGUUGGAUUCAGCCAGACACAAACCCCAACCCGCCGUCCGACGCGUGCUCGUUCCAACACUGCCCACUCAUAUCAGGAGCGGUAUGAGCCGUUGCAGGAAGAGCUGAUCAAUACCACUGAGGCCAGACCUCCCAUUAGAUCACACAAGACCAUUGCGACGCAAUACGCUGACUCGCCUCCACGCGAGAAUUAUGCUGCCUCACGGCCUGUUCUGAACCGGGUCCCUACGUUCGAAGGCCCGACUCAACUCCGACAAGAGCAAUCGCCAGCUGCAUCCCAAUGGGUCCAGCAGCGUACUGCCAGCGAAAACUCAGUUGGGUACGGCCGCAGAAGCAGCACUCAAGUUGCAAGUGGCCGCGUCUCUGCUGAUCCAUACGCAGACUCGGAAGAGGUCAGCUCCUACGGCCGGUCCAGUCCCGAGCGUAUGUUCGGCGGUGGUAGAUCCAUCUCGCCCGCAACAUCUCACGGAAGCGUGGCAUCUCGGCGACCCAGUACGACCAACAUGAGUACCCUGGCAUUGUCCAAGAAAGGUCCACCUCCACCUCCUCCUUCUCGUGCGAAGAAGCCCCCACCACCCCCACCACCAAUGAAGCGGACACUCCUGGCCUCGACGAAUGCCUAG